AGGUUUUCGUCGAGCUGGACUGAAAUGAAUCGACCUGUCGCGUCAACCACCGCCAUGGCGUUACCGUUUCUACCGGGAAACUCCCGCAACAAACACCUCGGGAAGGAGAAGUUCCACAAGUCCCAUCAUUUCGACGUCCCCAACGGAGUCUCGAUGCUGGCGGCGUCGGAGAGGCCGGGCAUUGGUGGAGAGCUGCUCGUCGGCCAGAAGAUUCGACCGAAAUAUUCCGUCUACCCGGAAGGACGAGGCGGCGGUGUACCGUUGUGGGUCGCCUUCGACAAACAGGUUUUGUGUUUUGAGGCGUUCUUCGAUGAGGCCGUGCCCGGGGCCCGGGAUGAGAAGUUCAGAAUCAGAAAAUGUAACAUCUACUUCUACCUGGAAGACGACACCAUACAGGUGGUGGAGCCACAGUUCAAGAACAGCGGCCUCAUUCAAGGAACGCUCAUUCGUCGCCACCGCGUCCCACUGCCGCCCCCGAACGGCGACCAGUUCUACAACAUUUUCCAUUUCAACAUUAACCAGCAGUUGGUGAUGUACUCUCGCACGUUCACCGUGACCAGCUGUGACCCAUACACCAGGGGGUUCCUCACGAAACUCGGCGUGCGCCUAAACGACUCCACUGCCGUGCCCGACGACCCCUACAGCAUCCUCCGGGAACAGAUCGACAAACGCAUGGAUCCACUUCGGCCGUACGAGCGUCAAGACACGCUCAAACAGUUCCUGGACCUGGACGGCCAAGUGCUGCGCUUCUACUGCUUCUGGGACGACACGGGGAGCAUGUUCGGCGACCCGCGGGACCUCAUCAUGCUCUACUACCUGGCCGACGACACCCUGGAGCUGCGGGAGGUGUUCGCCCCGAACUCGGGCCGAGACGUCGUGGCCAAGUUCCUGCACCGCGGCAAACUUCCCAAGAACGCUCCGGCCCCGAUGAAGCAGCCCGGACAGACCACCGACCGCACGGUGCUCAACGUGUUCAACUCGGAAAGUCACGGACAACGCUACAUCUUGGACAGGCUCAAAAUUGCCGACGGCCACGAGGAGUUCUAUAAGGACGUUGAUCUGACGUUGGGUGGGCAGCUGAACGUGUUCGGCAGGAAACUUCUCAUCGCCGACUGCGACGACUUCACCAAAGACUACUACCGCUCCAAACACGGCAUAGAGGACUUCAACCCGAUCAAGUACAAAUCUCCCGCCGUCCCGAAGCCCGCGAGGCUCGUGCCCCCCUACAACGGCUUCGGCUCCGAGGAGGACUCGCUCAGCUUCUGCUGGGGCCUGCUGCCCAAGCGCCCACAGAAAGACUUCCGCAAGUUCAUGGAGAAAGACAGAUGCGGCCUCGACAGUAAUGUGCUGAUUUUCCGAGCGGCGUUGGUGAGCAACGAUCCGGUCGACAGAGAGCGGGUGUUCUUCAUCUCCUUCUACCUCAGUGACGACACCAUCAGCGUGCUGGAACGCCCGCAGAGGAACUCAGGUGUCAUCGGUGGAAAGUUCCUGGAGCGCGGCCGCGUGAGGAAGCCCGACCAGGAGCUGUACAAGAGCGACCCGUCCGAGUACUUCGUAGCCCAGGACCUGUACGUGGGCGCCUCCCUCUGCAUCAACAGCCACCACUUCAGGCUGCUGGACACCGACGAAUACACCUUCAGCUACAUGGAGACGCACGCCGACGAGUUCCCCAAAGCCGACGUGGCCAACAUCCUCAACAAACUACGUGCCGUUCCGGAGGAGAAACGGAGCGAGAUCCGGAAGUUUCUGACUCUUAGUGACCCCGGCAGCAACGGCUUCAUCCCCUACGAGUCGUUCAGGAGCCUGCUGACGGGCCUGGACUGCGGCCUGUCGGAGCACGAGGUGCUGGUGGUGGGCCGACGCUUCAGCGAGCGCAUGACGCCCGAGGCCGACGUGGGCCUGAAGCUGGCCGUGGCCCAGGACCUCCUGCGGAAGAAGCACUUCAUAGCCUUCACCGACAUGGUCAAGGCCUGCGUGCACAGCGACCGGCACAGAACGGGCCGUCUCUCCACCAAAGAGACGAGGACCAUCUGCAAGGGGUCCCGACUUCCGCUGCCCGACGACCUGCUUGAAGAUCUGCUCAGCAAGUUUGCAGAUGGGGACGAGAUGGACUACGAUGCCUUCCUCGCUGGUAUCAACUGGGUGGAGCACCCUGCUCCCCCCAUAAUGGCAGACGACGGCAUAAAGCUGCUCUUUUCCUCGUCGGGUUCUAAGCCCAAACUAGUCGCUCAGUCUCUGCUCAACUACUCUUCCCUCCUUUCAAAGAUCCAAGACUGCUACAGUUCACGAGGACUUUGAGAAGCACUGUGAUCUGACAGUAGAUGAGGAGGUGGACGUGUUUGGCAGGAGCCCUCUCAUCGCUGAUUGUGAAUACUCGGACAUGACCUUGUACCUCUCACUCUUUGUCACUUUCUUACCCUCCCUCCUUCUAUAUUACUUGCUGUACAUCAUUUUUGCUUCCUCUCUCUCUCUCCCUUGGUUGCUGUGCAUUUAUCGGUCUUGUGAAUGUCAAGCUUCUAAUAAACUAUACAUUUGGCCCUGAGUUCUAAAAA
Scophthalmus maximus (turbot) is the source of this 2552-nucleotide messenger RNA. RefSeq names its product EF-hand domain (C-terminal) containing 2 (gene efhc2). The transcript has 16 exons. The record is from RefSeq and is a predicted model, not a curated record. Gene Ontology annotation, biological process: regulation of neuron projection development. Bases 25 to 2298 code for a protein of 757 amino acids. Lineage: Eukaryota; Metazoa; Chordata; Actinopteri; Pleuronectiformes; Scophthalmidae. Gene Ontology annotation, molecular function: calcium ion binding. Gene Ontology annotation, cellular component: microtubule.